Molecule: messenger RNA, 248 nt
Organism: Lemur catta (Ring-tailed lemur)
Lineage: Eukaryota; Metazoa; Chordata; Mammalia; Primates; Lemuridae
Product: cytochrome c oxidase subunit 7C, mitochondrial-like
Exons: 1
Coding region: 54-248 (64 amino acids)
Biological process (GO): mitochondrial electron transport, cytochrome c to oxygen
Source: RefSeq, a predicted model, not a curated record
CCAUUUCUUCUGCCUUCGGUCUCUGUGCCUUUCGCAGAGCUUCCAACAGCACCAUGCUGGCACAGAGCAUCCGGAGGUUCACAACCUCUGUUGUCCGUAGGAGCCACUAUGAGGAGGGCCCCAAGAAGAAUUUGUCAUUUUCAGUGAAAAAUAAGUGGCAGUUACUAAUUAUGAUGACUUUGUACUUUGGAUCUGGAUUUGCUGCACCUUUCUUUACAGUAAGACACCAACUGCUUAAGAUGUUUUAA